Anguilla anguilla (European eel) is the source of this 708-nucleotide messenger RNA. RefSeq names its product SIVA1, apoptosis-inducing factor (gene siva1). Gene Ontology annotation, molecular function: CD27 receptor binding. Bases 191 to 706 code for a protein of 171 amino acids. The record is from RefSeq and is a predicted model, not a curated record. Gene Ontology annotation, biological process: extrinsic apoptotic signaling pathway. NCBI's taxonomy places the organism in Eukaryota, Metazoa, Chordata, Actinopteri, Anguilliformes, Anguillidae. The transcript is spliced from 4 exons.
UGUUCAAUGAUGUGAUGUCACAGGGUUGGAGGUUGAAGUUUGAUUAGAAGCUUUCGCGCGAAAACCAGGAACAGUCUGUCGAAUAUACCCCGUUCUAUUCGGUCUUGUGGAGCUUCGAUUUAAUUAUUUGACUGCCUUGGAAAAACUUGUUUGCCUUGUUUAAACAAUAAUUAGAAAGACUACAUUUGAAAUGCCUAAAAGAUCUUGCCCUUUCGACGAGACUUUCUCUUCUCAGUAUAAAAUUCACAUCGGGCAAAAGGAAUUGAACCACCACGGAGUCUUCGGUAGCAAGUACAGACAAGAAAUUUACGAGAAGACAAAGAGUUUGCUCUUCAAUGGUGCAAAAGCUGUCAUUGGGACACUGUGGAAACUGGAUGGCGAAGAGAAUCAGCCGGGCAUUGAAAUGGCUGAUCCGAGUGUGACCACUGUGAAUCGGACCCUGCUGCGAGGACAGACCGUGAUUGGAUUGGACGGCAAGCUGAGAAAAACUGGCCCUGCUGCUGAUAUCUCCAGGACUUCUGCAGCGUGCUGUGUCUGUCUGAAAGCCAUGGGGACGAAGAAGCUGUGCUCCCAGUGUGAACGCUCUGUCUGCCCGUCCUGCACAAGGCAGUGUAAUGACUGCUCUGGCCUCUGCUGCUCAGUCUGCACUGUCGUAGAUUACAGUGACCGGUAUGACAGAGUGCUAUGCUGUGACUGCUCAGCGUAGCC